GUUUCUGCGUUUCCCUUUUUCUCUCUUCACUCUCGGAUUUCCCUUUCUCCAAUUUCCUCCUCCUCUUCGCCCUCCGAUCACUUUUUUUUCUCCCCUCCCUCAAGCCGAAGGUGCCCCCUAUUUAUACAGAAAUAGAGAGGACUCCAGUCCUUUUUCUAACUCUCAAUUCUAAUCCCAAUCCCCAAAAUUACAGAUAAUAAUAUAAUCCUAUUUUAAAUACCUUCUGCGACUCUUGAUAAGAACUUCAACUUCGAAAAUCUCUUCUUGUGUUGUUGUGGUUUAUCCAAACUUUGAAUGGAUUUAGAGAUAAAUCAAGAAGAAUUUUGUGAAAUUUGGAGAUAGCCGGCGGCAAAAGGAAGAAACCCAUUUUUUUUGGAAAGCUAGGAUUUUGAUGGUAUCAGAUUGUGGUGUGAUAAGUUCCGAGCCUUGUGCAUUUGUGGGACUUGUCUCACGAGUGCACGGCGUCUGCCACGUCCCCGGAUUUGGGUUCUGGGGCGUGACAGAUUUAGUGUUAUCAGAGCAUAAGUUUAAAUUAAGAGCUUAGGUUGAAAUUAAGAGUUUAAGAUUAAAUUAAGCGCCUUCAGAUUGAGUGGCAUCAGAGCAGAUUGAGUGAUAUCCGAGCCUAGGUUUAAUUGAAUACCUAGGAUUUGUUUUGGACUUGGCUAGCCAAUUGAUUUUAGACCCGUGGUGAGACAAGUGAUGGGGUUUUAUAAGGGACAAUUCUUAUUCAUGUUGCCUGAAUUUUCUCAUCCAUUUCGUUGAGAUGGUGAUCUGAUUGUUCUUGUUUCUUGCCUUCAUACUCUGUGUGAAGUUGUGAAAGUAAUCUUGCCCGUUAUGUCUUGAAGACCUUGUUUUGAACUUGGUCAUUUUUUGAUUGUUCGCACUUGUUUAGACUUGUUAUUUGAAUAGAAUUUUUGUAUGCUCUUUUGCCACAAUGUUGAAAUCUGGGGAGUUAUAGAGAUCUUUUGUUAUUGACUCUGUUUGUCUCUACAGCAUAGCUGGUGGAGAAUUUGUUUUGUUUGUCACAUGACCAGUGGAGGAUGGGUAAACCCUCUACUUUGUAAGAGAUUCCAGGCUAUUUUAGCAAUGUUGUAUGUUUUCUAGAUGCAUUUUAGGAGCUGGAUAACUUGAAUUUAUAAGGCAUCCAUGCACUUGUUCAUUUAUUCAUGAUUCGUACAUCCAUUGGAUGCUUAUCUGUCUUUGAUAGAGUUCAAAGUUUUGUUGUACUCAUCUUUAAAUCCAUGCCAUUCUUUGCCAACUCGUCUUGUGAUGGGUUUGUAGCGUAACCCCACAAUUGUUCUUUUGUGGCUUUGGCAGGAUUUGUUUUUAUUCCUUGUGCUUCCCAUGUCACCCCAACCUCUAGUAGCUUGUUUCAUGGUAAAUCCUGUUAAGUGAUUAGUGUUCUGCUUUUUAUGAUUUGUUGUGAUUUGAUAUCAGAGUGGCGCAGCAGAAGCGUAGUAGGCCAUUUUGUUCAUAGAAAGUGAGUGGGACAUUUGUUUUGUCUUGGAUUGUGUGAAGCCAUUCACCACUCGAAAUGAUCCCCAAUUUGAGUUUUGGGGACAAAACUCCUUUUUAGGAGGGCCCCUAAUUCCUUUGUUCUUGCUUGAAUUGGCUUGGGUUAACUUUGAUUGCUCUUAUUUCCUUCAAUUUUGGGUAGUUCCGUGAGUUUCUCCCUUACACUUGCCGCCGGCCUCCUCCCCAAUCUGCACUCCGGUUUUGCUUGCUGGAUUUAUGGUAUGUAGCAGCUUCUCUAAGUCCUAAUUUACCCCUUUAAUUGUUGAAUUUUGUCCAUGGAUUGGCUGCCCCUGUGAUGUCCGAAAGUUUGCAGAAAUUGGGGAUGAAUUUUGAUAGCUUAAGCUAUGUUUUUAAGCUUGGUUUAAGUGUAAAUUAGCUUGGUUAGUUGCUGUGAUUUUUGGAGAAAAUCCUGUGGAAUUAGCUAGUGUUUUGGCCAAUUUGUGAAAGUCGGGGUUACUGUUCAC
Messenger RNA from Rubroshorea leprosula, 1979 nucleotides. Lineage: Eukaryota; Viridiplantae; Streptophyta; Magnoliopsida; Malvales; Dipterocarpaceae. The record is from the annotation of a GenBank genome assembly.